Messenger RNA from Sorex araneus (European shrew), 1448 nucleotides. It is a transcript of the gene RINL, whose product is annotated as Ras and Rab interactor like. Gene Ontology annotation, biological process: vesicle-mediated transport. The transcript has 9 exons. Lineage: Eukaryota; Metazoa; Chordata; Mammalia; Eulipotyphla; Soricidae. Bases 156 to 1448 code for a protein of 430 amino acids. Gene Ontology annotation, cellular component: endocytic vesicle; cytosol. Gene Ontology annotation, molecular function: guanyl-nucleotide exchange factor activity; small GTPase binding. The record is from RefSeq and is a predicted model, not a curated record.
UGCACUUGCAAACCUCCUCCCCAGUACUUGCAGCGAUAUCUGCACCUCCUGUCUAGCCUGGACGAUUGUAGGGAUUUCCAGACACCAGCUCUCGCCGCCUCCUUCUGUGUUUCGUUUCGAGCAUAGGUGUGUCUCUGGAAUCUUCUAACCUCUGCAUGCCGAGCCUGCCCCACCUCCUGGCCUUCCUCUCAGCUAGCAGGGAUGUUCUGCCCAGAACACUGCUCUUGCCCCCCAACACUCGAGAGCCUGGAAGCCAACACACAGGUAAGAGACAAGAUCUCUCAGGGGGCAGAGCCAAGGGGUUGUCUGUGGUGAACAAGCUCUAUCUGGAGGCCCACCAUGAGGAGCAGGGGAUAGAGCAGAUGCCCCCCGAGACGCCUCCAGAUGCCGCUGAAACUCCAGCCCCCAGGUACCCCACCCCUCAUCGAGUCUCCUGGGUGGAAGAUCUGCUCAGCCCGGAACUGCACCCUGCUGGCGCUGGGCUGCCCUGCCUGGCAGAGGAGAAGGAGGAGAAGGAGGACUUCAAGGAGGAGAGAGGCUCUGAGGAUGUGCUCACCCGUCACAUCCGGGCUCUGCUCAGGGCCCGGAGCAACUACGUGGCCAGGCAGUUCCGUGGCUUUCGGGCGCGCCUGACCUCAGACGCUGUGGGCCCCCACAGGCCUGGCGACCCGGCUACAGAAUUGCUACAGGACAUGCGGCACCUCCUGACCGACCUGCAGGAUCACUUGGCCAAGGACCUGGAUGUCAAGGCUGUGUUUGGGAGCAAGGGGCCUAGGUUCACCCAGAAGGAAGAGGACUUUGAUUCCGCGGUGGAGGAGGCCUUGUGCUGGGCGGUGUUGGUCCCGCUGAAGCCCGCCCUGUGGAUGCGACUCCGCACCCUCCGCGCCUCGCAACUGAGGCACCUGCAGAGGCGACAGGUAGCGCUGCGGGCGGGGGCGGGGCCAGAGCGGCAGGGCCCCGCCUCCGCCCUGCGGAGCCGCAUCCACGCGCGCCUCGCGUACCUCCACGACGCCUGCUCCCCUCGCCGCAAGGUGGCGCUCCUGCUGGCGAUCUGUAGGGACAUUUACGCAGGCCUGGCUGGCAGCGAGAACCAAGAACCCCUGGGGGCUGACGCCUUCCUGCCCGCACUGACGGAGGAACUAAUCUGGAGCCCCAACAUCGGGGAGACACAGCUGGACGUGGAGUUUCUAAUGGAGCUCUUGGAUCCAGAUGAGCUACGGGGAGAGGCCGGCUACUACCUGACCACAUGGUUUGGGGCACUGCACCAUAUUGCCCACUACGAGCCGGAGGGACCCCGUUCGCCCCAGGGACUCAGCAGUGAGGCCCGCGCGUCCCUGCGCCAGUGGCACCGCCGACGCACCCUGCACAGAGCGGGCCAGGCCGAAGACCAGGACGCGCUGACCUUUGAGGAGCCAUGGGCCAUAGAGACAGUGCCCAGCGACCAGUGA